This is a messenger RNA of Dichomitus squalens LYAD-421 SS1, 945 nucleotides long. RefSeq names its product Coproporphyrinogen oxidase. Lineage: Eukaryota; Fungi; Basidiomycota; Agaricomycetes; Polyporales; Polyporaceae. The coding region runs from base 1 to 945 and encodes 314 amino acids. The transcript is spliced from 2 exons. Gene Ontology annotation, molecular function: coproporphyrinogen oxidase activity. The record is from RefSeq and is a predicted model, not a curated record. Gene Ontology annotation, cellular component: mitochondrial intermembrane space; cytoplasm.
AUGCGCGAGCGGAUGACAUUCUACAUCGAGAACCUGCAAACCACCAUCGUGGCCGCGCUCGAAGCUGCAGACCCGACCGCCCCAGCCUUCAAGCGACGCGCCUGGGACCGCGCACAGGGGGGGCGAGGCGUCUCGUGCACGUUCAGCGCCCCCGACCAUCCAGGCAGCCUGCUCGAGAAGGCGGGCGUGAACAUCUCGAUGAUCCACGGGCAGCUCCCCCCAGCCGCGAUCGCGAACAUGGCGACGGAGCACGCGCUCGCAGCGUGCACAGGCAGCAUGGGCAUCCUGCCCUUUUCCGCGGGCGGCCUUAGCCUCGUCAUCCACCCGCGCAACCCGAGCGUGCCCACCCUCGUCGCAUGGUGGUUUGGGGGCAUCACGGACCUCACCCCGUGCUACCUCUUCGAAGAGGACGUCGUGCACUUCCACUCGACGCUCAAGGCCGCGUGCGACGCGUACGGUCCCGAGCUCUAUCCUGCGUUCAAGAAGUCGUGCGACAGCUAUCUCUUCAUCCCGCACCGUGGCGAGCACAGGGGCGUGGGCGGCAUUCGGUUCGACGAUCUCUGCGACGAGCCACUCCCGCUCCUCACCGACGCGUCUGCCCCUCGUCCGCGGACACCUGACGAGAUCUUCGCGUUCGUCAAGUCCUGCGCCGAUGCGUUUUUGCCGUCAUACAUGCCAAUACUGGAACGCCGUAGAGACACGCCGGUCGACGAGCGCAAGCGGCGAUGGCAGCUUAUCCGCCGGGGCCGCUACGUCGAGUUCAACCUCGUAUACGACCGCGGGACAAAGUUCGGCCUGUCGACACCAGGCGUACAGGUCGAGAACGUUCUUAUGAGCCUGCCGGAGACGGCGCGCUGGGAAUACAUGUCGGAAAUAGGUACCGAGGAGGGUAGUGAAGAGUUCAAGAUGCUCGAAGUGUUUAAGAGUCCACGACAGUGGGUAUAA